AUGCCCCAAGCCAGGCUCUGCAGCUGCCGGGGCGGCCGGGUGCUGCCCCUGCUGCUGGCCUACGUCUGCUACCUGCUGCUCGGCGCCACGGUCUUCCAGCUGCUGGAGAAGCAGGCGGAGGCUCAGUCCAGAGACCAGUUUCAGUUCGAGAAGCUGCGCUUCCUGGAGAACUACACCUGCCUGGACCAGCGGGCCCUGGAGCAGUUCGUGCAGGUCAUCAUGGAAGCCUGGGUGAAGGGUGUGAACCCCAAAGGCAACUCCACCAACCCCAGCAACUGGGACUUCGGCAGCAGUUUCUUCUUUGCAGGCACGGUUGUCACCACCAUAGGAUACGGCAACCUGGCACCCAGCACGGAGGCAGGCCAGGUCUUCUGUGUCUUCUACGCCUUGGUGGGCAUCCCACUCAACGCAAUCUUCCUCAACCACCUGGGCGCAGGGCUGCAUGCCCACCUGGCUACCCUCGAGAGGUGGGAGGAGCAGCCCAGGCGCUCCCAGCUGCUGCAGAUCCUAGGUCUGGCUCUGUUCCUGACCCUGGGGACACUGGUCAUUCUCAUCUGCCCACCCAUGGUCUUCAGCCACGUGGAGGGCUGGAGCUUCGGGGAAGGCUUCUACUUCGCCUUCAUCACUCUCAGCACCAUCGGUUUCGGGGACUAUGUUGUCGGCACGGACCCCAGCAAGCAUUACAUCUCCGUGUACCGGAGCCUGGCCGCCAUCUGGAUCCUCCUGGGCCUGGCAUGGCUGGCGCUGAUCCUCCCGCUAGGCCCCCUGCUUCUACACAGGUGCUCCCAGCUCUGGCUUCUCAGCAGGGGACUCAGCCUCAAGGACGGAGGAGCCCCCGAGAUGGAUGGGCUCCCCAGACCUCAGAAGAUCCCCAUCUCUGCAUGA
Messenger RNA from Nyctereutes procyonoides (raccoon dog), 885 nucleotides. RefSeq names its product potassium two pore domain channel subfamily K member 16 (gene KCNK16). Gene Ontology annotation, molecular function: potassium ion leak channel activity. Gene Ontology annotation, cellular component: membrane. The transcript has 5 exons. NCBI's taxonomy places the organism in Eukaryota, Metazoa, Chordata, Mammalia, Carnivora, Canidae. The record is from RefSeq and is a predicted model, not a curated record. Gene Ontology annotation, biological process: potassium ion transmembrane transport; stabilization of membrane potential. The coding region runs from base 1 to 885 and encodes 294 amino acids.